Messenger RNA from Prunus armeniaca (apricot), 2763 nucleotides. The record is from the annotation of a GenBank genome assembly. NCBI's taxonomy places the organism in Eukaryota, Viridiplantae, Streptophyta, Magnoliopsida, Rosales, Rosaceae.
AUGUCCAUAUUUCAUUUGAUAUUCUUUAUCUGGAUCCUUUUGAUAGUGAAGUGUUUUGUGGCUCUUGGCUCUGCAUCAUGGUGCCAACACCAGUUUCUUGCCCAAACCAAUAGACAAUUUGAGCAGAAGACAGAUAGGUUUUGGGAGUUCAAAGAGCAAACCAACAGCUGGGUUGAAGUUCAAUUGCCCUAUGAUCUGGUGUCUUGUCUUAAUGAUAACUGCACUAUAGUUGGUUCAAUUGAGGGAACAAAUAACAAAGAAGAGCACAUAGAAAACCAAUCGGAUGAUGUUCCGGAAAAGAGGGAGAGGGUAAAAAAGAAUGAUGGUUAUGGAGGAUUGGAGAAGGAGAAUAAUUCUGAUGUGUGGGUGACGGCACCCCAUGAUUUGCCAAUAUCAGGAGCUCAUGCAAUCUCUGUUUUUAUUGUCAAUCAUACAGUUCUUGCUCUCUCUGAAUCAGGAAAUCUAUAUCAGAUGAAAAUCAGUGAGAGCUCACAGCCUAUUUGGGUAGACUUUACACCUACACUCAGUCAAAGCACAGAUGAAGAAGGAGAACAAAGUUCUGUGAUCUUAAUUAAGUCUGGUCUUGUUUCAUAUGAUGGAGAGAGAGUCUAUUUCUGCACGAAAAAAGGGACUCUGUUAGAACUUAGAGAAAUUGAGCCUCCAAGAUGGGUAGAUCAUGGACAACCUCCUGGUGCAAAUGCUGCAGCAAUAGCUGAUGCUGCUGGUAUUAGAACAGAUGUAAUUUAUACCAUAAGUUCUGCAGGUGAUCUUUAUGAAUAUGAUAGGAGCUCAAAACCGUCAUGGAAGAAGCAUAUAUGGAGAGAAGGAACAGCUUACGAAGCUUCUCUAAUACCAUUGACGGGGAGUACUUUACAUGGCGCGAGUGGAGAUCAUUCUAUUUCCCUGUUUCUUCUAACAAAGGAUGGUAAACUGGUAGAGAGACGACUGCACCAAAGGAAAUGGAAAUGGGUAGUUUAUGGAAGUCCCAAGGAUCAGCGCCUGACAUCUAUCACACCAGUGCUGCUGCAAGAUGACACAAACGGAAGAUUAUUCUCGUUGUUUUUCACCACAUCCACUGGAUCAGUUUUCGAAUAUCAAAUACCAAGACAAUCAGGUAUUGCUCAAGAGAACCAAAUUCCAGAAGCAUGGGUAAGCCAUAUACAUCCCCUACAUGCAAAAGUUGCCAGAGGUAUUAGUGGACUACAAAUUCACGUUGGUAGGAUUCUGUUUCCACUGGAUGAUGGAAGACUGGCGGAACUUCAUCUAUCAGGCUUAGGUGGUGAAAACUCUGGUCCAUCUCAUCAAGUAAUGUUCCGAAAGAAAGCGGCAGUCAAAUAUUUGUGGUCAAUAUUAGAUGCCCCAGAAUCGGAAGGCUGGAAUGCAGAAUACUGCGUAGAACAGCGUGGACCCACAAAUUGCAUCACAGGCGUAAAAGAUGAACCAAAUGAUUUAGGAAUUGCAAGAACAAUGACACGAAGGCGAAAAGGAAGCCAGGCACAGCAGCAUUACUUAACUCCAGGAACAUCAGGUAGUGCCCCAACAAAACCUCUGGAAGAAUACAGUUUUCCUGACAACUGGAUUAACACAAAUUUCCAUUUGAGAGCGAUGCAUGGAGGCAGAUCAUUUUUCCUCAUAACAGAUGGUGGUUUUACUUUUGAAUAUCUUUAUACUGAAAAUGUAUGGAUGUGGCUGAGGCAUGAGCACUCAACAGCUAUUAAGGGUGCACUAGGAAACUACAAUGGAAGCUUGUAUGUCGUUGACGCAUAUGGCAGUGUGCUUCUAAGGGAAAGGAACAGCAAUGAUCUAGCAUGGAUAAAUUGCACUGCCUUGAGGAAAGGAAGGCAAGUUGUUGGAGGUCCUCCAUGGGAUGGAAUUCCUGGCAGAACUAUGAGAGUGACAGCAGAAGACGCCCUCUUCUUUGUGAGCAGAAAUGGCAGAUUACUACAGUUCACGACUGACAACUUAUAUUCUUCCAUAGGUUGCCCUGAGGAAGUUCAAUGGAAAGAUUGCCGAAACCCUCCAAAUACCAAGAUUGCCUCUAUAGUAGAUCAGGAACUGCUGAGGGAAAACAUAGUGUUUGUUGUUGGAAGGAAUGGUCGGCUAUAUCAGUAUAAUAAAGUGACUGAACUGUGGCAUGAGCACUACCAAUCUCAGCAUUUGAUUCUAUCAAGACUGCCUGGAACUGCUAUGAGGCCAUCAUUGCUUUCACUAACAGGUUCACUUUUCAUGCUUUCAGUAGAUGGAGGACUAGUUGAAUACCACUGGAACACAUUCGAUGGAUGGAAUUGGGUAGAACAUGGAAGUCCACAUAAAGUUGUGACAUUGGUUGGUUCACCCGGUCCAUCCUUCGAAGGUAAUCAACUGUUUCUUAUUGGCUCCAAUGGAAAUGUUUAUCUGAGGUAUAUGGAUGAAAUGACAUGGAGGUGGAAGAACUGCGGUUUCCCUUUUUCGAGAAAUGCGAAUGUUGAAGGUCGAAGAGGUGAGGAAGGAAAUGACAAGGAACAAUUCUGUACCGACGUAGACUUUGCAGCUAGUUCAAAGAAGGAUUAUGAAAGAGUUAAUGAACUAAGCAGUGACUGUAAUCAAGAGGUGGCACCAAUACGACCAAUUCCCUUGGCUGAAGAUUCAAUAAUCUUUGAGCUAAGAGAUGGCAGAUUGGCAGAAAUGCGACGAAUAGAAGGCACGCAUUGGAUGUGGUCACGUAUAAUAGGCACACCUACAAGCUUAUGCACAGCAAGUUACUGGACUGCCUUGGCAUCAUGA